UAGUCUGUGACAAUAUCCGGUAUGAGGUUCUUGAGGCAUGCAUGAAGGCCGAAAACAAAUACGCAGACAAACACAAACGAUUUUGUCAUCAUAAGGAGUGCACGCGUCGCACAAAUAGUGUAAGGAAUAAAAAUCGUAAUUAUUUUAUUUCAAAUUAAAUAAAGGAAAGUUAAGAAAACUACGAGAACAAAGGUUCUGCGGGUGCGAAGAUGAAGUGUUUGGUGUUCCUGCUAUGUGCGGUGGCGGCCAGCGCCAGCGCCGUCUCGUUCUUCGACCUCGUCAAGGAGGAAUGGGUCGCGUUCAAGAUGCAACACGACAAGAAGUACGAUAGCGAGGUGGAGGACCGGUUCCGCAUGAAGAUCUACGCGGAGAACAAGCACAAGAUCGCGAAGCACAACCAGCUGUACGAGCAGGGACUCGUCUCGUACAAGCUCGGCCCGAACAAGUACACCGACAUGCUGCACCACGAGUUCAUACAGGCCAUGAACGGGUACAACAGGACCGCGAAACACAACAAGGGUCUUUACGGCAAGAAGCACGACGUCCGCGGCGCCACGUUCAUCCCGCCGGCGCACGUGAAGUACCCCGACCACGUCGACUGGACCAAGAAGGGCGCCGUCACCGAGGUCAAGGACCAGGGCAAGUGCGGCUCCUGCUGGGCCUUCAGCACCACGGGCGCUCUGGAAGGCCAGCACUUCCGCAAGUCCGGAUACCUGGUGUCGCUGUCGGAGCAGAACCUGAUCGACUGCUCGUCGACGUACGGCAACAACGGCUGCAACGGCGGCCUCAUGGACAACGCCUUCAAGUACAUCAAGGACAACGGCGGCAUCGACACGGAGAAGACCUACCCGUACGAGGGUGUCGACGACAAGUGCAGGUACAACCCGAAGAACUCUGGCGCUGAAGACGUGGGCUUCGUGGACAUCCCCUCAGGUGACGAGGAGAAGCUGAUGCAGGCGGUGGCCACCGUGGGCCCCGUGUCCGUCGCCAUCGACGCCUCGCAGAACAGCUUCCAGUUCUACUCGGGCGGCGUCUACUACGACACGGAGUGCUCCUCCACUGACCUCGACCACGGCGUGCUGGUGGUGGGGUACGGCACGGACGAGGCCGGCGGCGACUACUGGCUCGUGAAGAACUCGUGGAGCCGCACGUGGGGCGAGCUCGGAUACAUCAAGAUGGCGCGCAACCGCGACAACCACUGCGGCAUCGCCACCGACGCCUCCUACCCGCUCGUCUAACCUGCUACACCCGCAACACGCGCAACACGCCGCAACAUGCCGCAACAUGCCGCAACACCCGCGGCACCAUUACACUCGCUUCACGAUCGGACCGCACAUCUCAAUUUAAACAACGGAGCCCGAAAUCGCAUUUUAUUCCCUCACGCACACGCGUGACAGGAACAACAAAUGUUUUGGGUCUCGAUUUUCGAACUGGUUGUACGAAAAUAUUCAAUAUCUAAGUUCUAAGGAAAUAAUUGAUGUGUUGACGUGGUUUCAGUAUUAGAUACUCACGCGCACCGAGUACGACUCGUACACACGAUGUGCGGCGGCGAGUGUCGCCUGUAGCUUCCAAUGUUUAUAAGCCAGUUCAGUGCCUCUGGUAUUUAUGUACAGAAUCCAUGACGUUUGUGCACCAUUGUAAUUGUUUUGUAAUCAUUCCAUCAGUGGACGCGUUCCAUGUAAUAUAAGUUAGUGUAAGCGAAGUGCAUUAAGGACAGAAUCAGAUGUGGUUGGCGCAAGCGCGACAAUCAUUAUUGUGAUAUUAUUGUAAUUAGUUUCAAGUAUCGUUCUCAUUUAUAAUAAAUAUAUUUUAUAAAA
This is a messenger RNA of Manduca sexta (tobacco hornworm), 1817 nucleotides long. It is a transcript of the gene Bcp, whose product is annotated as cathepsin L. Lineage: Eukaryota; Metazoa; Arthropoda; Insecta; Lepidoptera; Sphingidae. The coding region runs from base 210 to 1238 and encodes 342 amino acids. Gene Ontology annotation, molecular function: cysteine-type endopeptidase activity. Gene Ontology annotation, cellular component: lysosome. The record is from RefSeq and is a predicted model, not a curated record. The transcript is spliced from 7 exons. Gene Ontology annotation, biological process: immune response.